GACCCGGCGGCAGCCCCGCGGAAGCAGACGGCGGUGCUGCGGCUCCAGCUGACCACGAGGUCCCAGCUGUUUCCCGCCAUUGCUGAAUGUUGUUACUACAACUCCAAAGCCGCCGACCUUUCUUUAUCAAAACACCCGCGUCUGCCAGCGCCAGCCUUUGCCGUGGAGAGUGGAUGAAAUCAAAAGGCUCGAUGGCUUAUUAUGCGGGUCAGAAGACGCUGCAGGAAUUCCGCAGAGCGGAGAAGGAAGUGAUUGGCGGCUUGUGUAGCCUGUCGAACAUCCCGCUGACGCCGGAGAGCCAGCGCGACCACGACCGGCGCAUCCGCCGGGAGAUCGCCAACAGCAAUGAGCGGCGGCGCAUGCAGAGCAUCAACGCAGGAUUCCAGUCGCUCAAGGUGCUGCUGCCCCACACAGACGGCGAGAAGCUGAGCAAGGCCGCGAUCCUACAGCAGACGGCAGAAUACAUCUUUGCCCUGGAGGAGGACAAGACACGGCUGAUGCAGCAGAAUGCACAUCUGAAGCGGCUGGUGCAGGAAUACUCCGGCUCCUCCCCGAAGCGGAAGCGGGGAGACGAGUCGGACGAGGGAAUCGGGUCCCCGGACUCUGCUGACGAGGAGCUGGCCGAGCUGCGGCAACUCCUGGAGAAGGAGCGGCUGCUGCGGAUCAGCCUGGAGGAGAAGGUGAAGAGCCUGGAGUCGCAGCUGCAGCCGGGGAAGCUGCAGGAGAUCCUGCAACAAGCGCAGCUGCUGCAAGAACACGACAAUGCGCGGGAGCGGCGGAGGCAGCCGGGGGAGGAGCAGCAGAGAUGCAUCAACGCCGCGCAGGUGCCCGCCGCACAGAGUCCCCCCACCCCAACUCACCACCCCACCGUCAUUGUGCCGGCACCUCCCCCGAUCAGCGUGCUCCAAGUCAACGUUGUUACCAUGGCACCCAGCUCCGUCAUCAGCACCGUGUCCACAUCAAAGCAGAACCUGGACACCAUUGUACAGGCCAUUCAGCAUAUCGAAGCCACGGAGCAGGGUAUCAAAGAGGAACCGGCAGGAGCGGAGAAACGGAGCCCGGAUUUUCUAAACCUAGAUGGGAUGCAAGAGAGCCUGAAGGAGAACAGGGAGUGGCAUGAGCUGGUGACAACCUCGCCUAUGAUAAUGAAGAGCCCCUAUGGGGACAUUGAGACUGAAAGCCAAGAAGCCGGCCAGAGAGAGAUGCUGGCAGCGUUGCGGAGGCCCAAGGUGGAGAUGGAGCCAGUUCCCUCUGUGUUGGUGCCGGGCACCAGCAUCUAAAUGAGACUGCAGAGCCUUAUCAAUAUGCACUGAGGAAGCGGAGGACUUGGAGGGGGAUGAAUCCAAGAAGUUUGAGAUUAAGGGACCUUUUGAAUGGCAUUUGUCCCAAACAAAUCCUUUCCUCCCCUUCCAGAGCAAGAGCAGUCUCGAAGGUACAGUUGGGUCACGUGCUCUGUGUGUGGGUGAAAUGGGGAGGAGUGGAGGGCUGGUUAUUGCUAAACCUGCUCAGGUUUGGUGCAGUUUCUCACAAAACAUCUCUGGCCCGUUGCACAUGGGGAACAUCAUUGUUGCCGAUCAGUGGACCUAUUGUCCAUGGCCCUGAUUGUGGAAUGGCCCAGAAUCUAAUGUAAAUCUGAUGUCCUUUAGAUUCCUCGACUCUUAAUCCCUGUCACGAUCCUAGUGGCCCAGCCGUUGGAGUUGGAUGAGGCUAAACCACCUGAGAAUUCCCCACGAUUUAAAAUGAUCAUCAAAUGGGCAAUUGGAGAUGAUAAAGACAAUAGGUGCAGGAGUAGGCCAUUCAGCCCCUCAAGCCAGCAGCGCCAUUCAGUGUGAUCAUGGCUGACCAUUGCAUUUAAAGGUUUGCUGGGGAAUGCCGCUGUGUUUGUUUCGAUUGUCCAUUGAUAAGUUGGGAUCUUUCUAUUUGUCUUAUUUACCCUGGUGGCACAGCGGUAGAGUUGCUGUCUCACAGCGCCAGGGACCCAGGUUCGAUCCUGACCACGGGUGCUGUCUGCACAGAGUUUGUACCUUCUCCCCUAUGGUCAUGUGAGCUCCGGGCUUCCUCCCACACUCCAAAGACGUACAGCUUGGUAGGUUAAUUGGCUUUGGUAAAAAUUGUAAAUUGUCCCGAGUGCGUAGGAGAAUACAGCAUACACUGGUCGGCAGCAACUCGGUGGGCCGAAGGGCCUGUUUCCAUUGCUGUAUCUCUACACCUAACAGAAAAUACCUAACCCUGCAUCUGGUGCCAGCAGUUCUUGAUGUGGAUGGGCUGGGUCAUAUUGUGGGUAACUGUCUUUUACAUAGAAACAUAGAAAAACAUAGAAAAUAGGUGCAGGAGUAGGCCAUUCGGCCCUUCGAGCCUGCACCGCCAUUUAAUAUGAUCAUGGCUGAUCAUCCAACUCAGUAUCCUGUACCUGCCUUCUCUCCAUACCCCCUGAUCCCUUUAGCCACAAGGGCCACAUCUAUCUCCCUCUUAAAUAUAGCCAAUGAACUGUGGCCUCAACUACCUUCUGUGGCAGAGAAUUCCACAGAUUCACCACUCUCAUCUCGGUCCCAAAAGAUUUCCCCCUUAUCCUUAAUCUGUGACCCCUAGUUCUGGACUUCCCCAACAUCUGGAACAAUCUUUCUGCAUCUAGCCUGUCCAACCCCUUAAGAAUUUUGUAAGUUUCUAUAAGAUCCCCCCUCAAUCUUCUAAAUUCUAGCGAGUACAAGCCGAGUCUAUCCAGUCUUUCUUCAUAUGAAAGUCCUGCCAUCCCAGAAAUCAGUCUGGUGAACCUUCUCUGUACUCCCUCUAUGGCAAGAAUGUCUUUCCUCAGAUUAGGAGACCAAAACUGUACGCAAUACUCCAGGUGUGGUCUCACCAAGACCCUGCAGUACAACUGCAGUACAACCUCCCUGCUCUUAUAAUCAAAUCCUUUUGCUAUGAAUGCCAACUAACCAUUUGCUUUCUUCACUGCCUGCUGCACCUGCAUGCCUACUUUCAAUGACUGGUGUACCAUGACACCCAGGUCUUUUGCCAAUGCCUUAACAACAGUUACUCAAUGGUAAAGUGCUGGAGUAACUCAGCGGGUCAGGCAGCAUCUCUGGAGGACAUGAAUAGGUGACGUUUCGGGUCGGGACCCUUCUUCUGAUCAAUUAGGUGCAGGGGCCACUUCUCAUCGUUAAUGGUAAACUGGCACCUUACAGCUCGGUAGGAAGGAACUGCAGAUGCUGGUUAACACCGAAGAUAAGACACAAAAUGCUGGAGUAACGGUCCCGGCCACUUUCACGAUCUUUUUAAGUCGUGGACAUUUCAUCACGCCCCGACCUACUUGAUGCCACGAGUACCUACGACCAACAUUACCAUCUACCUAUGACCUCGUGACGACCAUGCUGCGAGUACGAGUCAAGGGCAAACUCGGCAGAGGUCGUGAAAGUGGGACAGGCCCUUAAGGAAUGGGUGACGUUUCGGGUCGA
Messenger RNA from Leucoraja erinaceus (little skate), 3452 nucleotides. RefSeq names its product transcription factor AP-4-like. Gene Ontology annotation, biological process: regulation of transcription by RNA polymerase II. Bases 87 to 1280 code for a protein of 397 amino acids. Lineage: Eukaryota; Metazoa; Chordata; Chondrichthyes; Rajiformes; Rajidae. Gene Ontology annotation, cellular component: nucleus. Gene Ontology annotation, molecular function: protein dimerization activity; DNA-binding transcription factor activity, RNA polymerase II-specific; RNA polymerase II cis-regulatory region sequence-specific DNA binding. The record is from RefSeq and is a predicted model, not a curated record. The transcript has 7 exons.